Molecule: messenger RNA, 1419 nt
Organism: Aspergillus nomiae NRRL 13137
Lineage: Eukaryota; Fungi; Ascomycota; Eurotiomycetes; Eurotiales; Aspergillaceae
Product: D-arabinose 1-dehydrogenase (NAD(P)(+)) ARA2
Exons: 1
Coding region: 1-1419 (472 amino acids)
Biological process (GO): dehydro-D-arabinono-1,4-lactone biosynthetic process
Cellular component (GO): cytosol
Molecular function (GO): D-arabinose 1-dehydrogenase [NAD(P)+] activity
Source: RefSeq, a predicted model, not a curated record
AUGGGCCGCCCCUCAGUUCCGCUGUCGGCGAAUUUGCCGCCACUGGUCAUGGGCACUGCGACAUUCAACUCGCAGUACAACCCUGAUCCCUACGCCCUCCCGACUACAGAAUUGGUCCAUCGUGCUCUCACGAGUGGAGUCCGUGCUUUCGACACAUCGCCCUACUACGGCCCCGCGGAGGAACUCCUCGGCCGAGCGCUGGCCACCGAUUUCGUCCAGUCUAACUUCCCCCGCUAUACAUACCGCUUGCUCACAAAAGUCGGUCGAGUCGCGUCCUCUUCCUUCGACUACUCCCCGGAAUGGGUGCGCUAUAGCGUUCAGCGCAGUCUUCGUCGUCUCCACACCGACUACCUCGACGUAGUCUACUGCCAUGAUGUCGAAUUUGUCUCGCCACAAGAGGUGCUGGAGGCUGUCCGGGAACUGCGCCGCAUCCGUGACACAGAGGGGACCAUUCACUACGUGGGUAUAUCAGGAUACCCCGUUGAUGUACUGAGCGAUCUCGCAGAACUGGUCCUACGGGAGACGGGCGAACCGCUCGACAUCGUUAUGUCUUAUGCCAAUUUCACUCUGCAAAACACCCGGCUGCUCACUGAAGCUCUGCCCCGUCUCGUGGCUGCCGGUGUCGACGUGGUUCCCAACGCUUCCCCGCUGGGAAUGGGUCUGUUGCGUCGCUCAGGUGUACCAAUUGGUAGUAUGGGAGACUUCCACCCCGCCCCGAACGGGUUGAGAAGCGCAAUUCACCGCGCUGCGGAAUGGGCCGAUACUCAGGGCGAGAAGAUCGAGGUGAUUGCCAUCCGGUUUGCACUCGAGUCGUGGCUCCGCGAGGGCGCUAAGGCAGGUGCUCUGGGGCCGCCUCUGGCUCGGUCUGCGGACGCAGAUCCGGGCUUUCUCUCUGUUGUGAACUUGGGAACCGGCGAGCGACUCGGCGUCAGUGUGAUGGGCGUGAGCAACUUGGACGAACUGCACGAGACGCUCCGAGUUUGGCACAGUAUCAUCGAGGGUCUGGAGAACAAAGACGACGACGAAGGCACCGAAACCGGCAAUACCCAAUCCAGACCGGCCGCCGUCCCUUCAGCUCUCCAAGCUCCUACAAUCCUCACCCCCUCAGAGGGGAUCAUCACCGACCGCGCGUGGUCAGACUCCCGUCGUCACCGCAUCAUAUCCCUUGCCCAGGAAAUCCAGGCGAUCCUCGGCUCCGAAUGGGUGGAUUUUGUCUGGCCAAGUCCUGGAACGGAUUUCGUCAACACUUUGUCGGCCGAGCAUCUCGCCUUGAAAAAGGAAUUGGCUGGACUCACUUCCGCAGGGCAGGAAACGGCAGCUCCUGCUACCAGGGAUGGUCCGACAAUGAUCACUCCACCCUUGGAUGCGGUAGAUACGAAGAUACCCGUCGAUGCAGCCCCUUCGGAUGUUGCGUUGUAA